Coccomyxa subellipsoidea C-169 is the source of this 654-nucleotide messenger RNA. RefSeq names its product ferredoxin-dependent bilin reductase. Gene Ontology annotation, molecular function: oxidoreductase activity, acting on the CH-CH group of donors, iron-sulfur protein as acceptor; cobalt ion binding. NCBI's taxonomy places the organism in Eukaryota, Viridiplantae, Chlorophyta, Trebouxiophyceae, Coccomyxaceae. The record is from RefSeq and is a predicted model, not a curated record. Gene Ontology annotation, biological process: phytochromobilin biosynthetic process. The transcript has 4 exons. The coding region runs from base 1 to 654 and encodes 217 amino acids.
AUGGAUCUGCCCGACCCUGAGAAGGGCGCGCAGGGCUACCCACGGCUGCUGAUAGAGAACAGGGCGUAUGCAACAAAAGCCUUCCGCAAGUUGCACCUGGAACUCGCACACCGCCAGGACGGCCUGCAGGUGCUGCACUGCGUGCUAUACCCGCACCUGGACUAUGAUCUGCCGAUCCUCUCCUUUGACAUGGUCGGCAGUGAGGGCGGCCGCGUCAGCCUGGCCAUCGCCGACCCCUGCCCAGCCUCCAUGGACCGCUCGCUGCCGCCAGUAUACGUCCAAGCCGCAGAGCUGCUGCAGGAGAAGUAUGGGCUGCAGAACAACCGGACAGUGCCGGAGUGGGGGCAGGCCAUCUUCUCGGACAUGUGUGUGAUCGUGCGGCCGGAGAACCCGGACGAGCUGUCGCGCUUCAUCCAAUACUGCAUCGCGCUGCACCAGACGCACCUCAUGCUCUCCCAGCGCGCAUACCCAGUCACUCAGCAGAAGGAGCAGCGGCUGGCAGAUAUCCGGGUUGCACAUGAGCGGUACUGUGCCAAACAACUGGAGAAUGGCAAGACGCGCCGUGUGCUGGAGGCUGCCUUUGGAGGCGAGUUCGCCACGCGCUACAUGGCCGAGAUCAUGUUUGACUCGCCAGCUUCAAGUGAUUCAGUUUGA